Carya illinoinensis is the source of this 550-nucleotide messenger RNA. Its product is annotated as small EDRK-rich factor 2-like. The record is from RefSeq and is a predicted model, not a curated record. NCBI's taxonomy places the organism in Eukaryota, Viridiplantae, Streptophyta, Magnoliopsida, Fagales, Juglandaceae. The transcript has 3 exons. Bases 149 to 358 code for a protein of 69 amino acids.
AAAAUCGGGAGAGAGAGAGAGAGAGAGUGGAUGAAGAAUACGUGGUGCACAAUAAUAAAGGAGAAUAAUCCAAUCUCCCAGCACUCCCAUUGACCUUUACCUUCCGAUUUCUCAAUUCUGCUUCGUCUCGAUCAGAUCAGAUCUGACCAUGACUCGCGGCAACCAGAGAGAGCGCGAUCGCGAGCGGGCUCAGGCUCGCACCGGCAAGGGUGCCAAGGGCAAAGACGAUGGUUUGACCCCUGAACAGCGUCGUGAGAGGGACGCAAAGGCGCUGCAAGAGAAGACCGCGAAGAAAGCGGCACAGUCGGGUUCGGGAGCGGACGCCUCCGGUGGAGGUAAAAGCAAUACCAAGAAAUAGAAAAAUUAUAGUAUUUCCGUGGAGGUGUAAUCUGCUGUUGGUUCUGUCUAGGUUUAUGUGGGUCGAUCUUCUGUGGUUUCAUGCUAUGAAUUAUUGAUGUUUGAAAAACAUAAUUAUUGUGGAUAUGUUUAAAAAUCUUAUUGUUGGCUUGUGUUUUAACCGGUAAUGAGAGAAGAUUAGAAAUAUUUUGAA